This is a messenger RNA of Papaver somniferum (opium poppy), 1962 nucleotides long. RefSeq lists its product as uncharacterized. The coding region runs from base 1 to 1962 and encodes 653 amino acids. Gene Ontology annotation, biological process: proteolysis. Lineage: Eukaryota; Viridiplantae; Streptophyta; Magnoliopsida; Ranunculales; Papaveraceae. The transcript has a single exon. The record is from RefSeq and is a predicted model, not a curated record. Gene Ontology annotation, molecular function: aspartic-type endopeptidase activity.
AUGACUUAUACUGAUGAUUUAACUGCUUUACAAAAUAGUAUUACUGGUGUUGCGGACAAGUUGGAUGUUCUUACCGAAACUAUCACCAACUUCUAUGUUCUUGAUGAGAAUACGCAGAAUCAGAAGGCAGCCGAAAGACUUUCGCGUAAAAAACAAGAAAGAAUUGAUUUUGCUGAUAAGCUCACUACAUCCUUGCGUACUCUAUUUACAGAAUUUUUCCCUCCCAAUCAUCCAAAUAAUGGCGCUGCACCUCCUCCACCACCUCUGGGUAAUCAACACCUGCGACCUAAUUCAUUUAAUAUUAAGUUUCCUACUUUCAAUGGUGAGGAUCCUGAUGGCUGGAUCUUCAAUGGUGACCAAUACUUUAGUGUAUAUAACAACUCUGAUGCUCUCAAAAUCAUUGUUGCUUGUGCACAUAUAAAAGGAGAGGCCAAUAUUUGGUAUCUAUGGAAGCGCACCAGAGUUGUUGUGACAACAUGGCUAGAAUUCUGCAACUUAAUUCGUGCUCGAUUUAAUCCUGAAAAGUUUGUUGAUGCUCGCCUAGUCAUUAGCACCAUGGAGCAAAAAGGUACGGUUCAUCAACAUAUCUCUGAGUUCGAAAAAUUACUGAAUUUUGUUGAAUUUCCAGAAGAUUAUUUGAUAAGUUGUUUUAUUCGAUCCCUUAAACCCCAUAAUGGGUCUGUUGUUAAACUGCUUGCACCACAAACCUUGGAUGAGGCCUAUACUAAGGCAAUACAUCAGGAAGAAGCUUACGCUGCUACCAAGUUUGUUCCCAGACCAUCAUAUCGUCCACCUCCAUUCAGAGGUCCAACUACACCUCAACUGGCUCAACAACAACAACCAACUUUUCCUCAGGGUUAUAGGAGAUUAUCACCAAAAGAACAAAGAGAAAAACGAACUAAGGGUAUUUGCUUCAAGUGUGAUCAGCCAUACAGACCAAAUCAUAUAUGUGUUAAUCCUCAGUUAACUAUCUUGGAUAUUGAGGAACCUACAACAGAACUUGCCAUACACGCUGUGGAUUGUUUUUCUGCGUCUGAAGUUAAUAAUUCAGCGGAGGAUGAUUCUAAGGUUGAGGAUGUUCCUUCUAUUUCUCUGAAUUCACUCAUUGGUUCUCCCUUUCCUACUACAAUGCGUAUUACAGGUUUUUCUAAAGCCAAUCCAAUUACAAUUCUAGUAGACUCUGGUUCUACUCACAAUUUUAUUAACCCAUCGUUUGUCAAACAAUGUGGUUAUCACAUUCAAUCCAAAGAUACUUCUCUUAGUGUUACAUUGGGUGAUGGUGGCCAUAUAGACACUCAAGGAACAUGUGUAAACAUACCAAUUCAACUGCAGAAUCACAUAUUUUCAAUUGAUUUCCAUGUCUUGGCUGUUAGUGGAUGCGAAGCGGUUUUAGGGGUUCAAUGGUUACGCAAGUUAGGACCUAUUCAAUGGGAUUUUGAAAAAUUAUUAAUGAAGUUUAAAUAUGACGGCGCAGACAUUCAACUAGUUGGUAAUAACUCUUCUGCAAUGAUGUUCUUGGAUACUACUCCCAUGCAGAAAUUGCUACGUAAAGAGGUUUAUGGGUUCUUUCUACAAUUAACUGCAGUACAUAAUUCUGCAUUAAUUACUCCUUCAAUUGAAAACCAUGCAAUUAAGAGGUUGAUAUCUACCUUUCAAGAUGUGUUUGCAACACCAACUUCUCUUCCUCCGACAAGACUACAUGAUCAUCGCAUUCCAUUACUACCAGAUUCUUCUCAUGUUAAUGUUCGUCCAUAUAGAUAUCCACAUUUUCAUAAGGAUGAGAUUGAGAAGAUUGUUUCGGAACUCAAGCAAGAUGGUUUCAUACGUCCAAGUUCUAGUCCAUUCUCUUCACCCAUAUUAAUGGUUCGUAAAAAAGAUGGGUCAUGGAGAAUAUGUGUGGAUUACAGGUCUUUAAACAAGUUGACAAUUAAAGAUCGUUAUCCUAUUCCUAUGGUAGACUAA